AUGACUUGGGCUCAGCUUAAAGAAGCCUUCUUUGAAAAAUACUUUUCCCAAUGUGUCCGAGAUCGCCAGGUAACUGAAUUUGAACAGUUGAAGCAGGGCACCAUGUCAGUAGUAAAGUAUGAAUCUAAGUUCACUGAACUCGCCCGUUAUGCACCGCACAUGGUUGAUACUAAUUAUAGAAAGGCCAGAAAGUUUGAAAGUGGGCUUAAUGUAGAGAUGCUGGAUCGAAUCAAUGUUUUGAAAUUACUUAAAUAUGUGGAUGUCCUUGACCGAGCAAUUAUAGCCGAGGCAAAUGUCACUGCAUUGCAACAGACUAAGACACCGGUGACCGAAUGGCGGGUGAAUAUUGAUGAAUUUGUUCAUUCUUGUUCAUUCAUGAAUAUUGAUGAAUCUGGAAAAUCCCAACCGAAAGGGAAGGAGGGAAGGAAGGAAGAGAGAAAACAGUUAAUUUUGGGUGACUUGGCAGAUUUGGCAGCUGCCAAAAUGAAGCAAAACAUGAUGCAUAAUGAGAGUGUGAAAACAUUCGAAGACAUAUCGCGUCAUUUGGAGCUAAAGGCUGAGCGUCUUGAGGCUGCUAAGUUUGAUGGUUCUGCUAUGGUGGUUGAGUCGAGCUCACACAAGAGCAUUAAGGCUCUAAGGACUGACCGAGGACGUGAGUAUCUGUUUGAGCAAUUUAAAGUGUUCUGUGAGGAAAAAAGAGUUAUCAGGCAAUUGACAAUUCCUAGGACUCCGCAGCAAAAUGGUGUAGCAGAGAGAAGGAAUCGCACAUUGCUUGACAUGGCUAGAUCAAUGAUGGCGCAAGCUAAUCUUCCCGUUUCUUAUUGGAGAGAUGCUUUGUUGACUGCUGCCCAUGUCCUUAACCGUGUGCCCUCCAAAUCAGUUCUUUCCACCCCAUAUGAGAUGUGGACUGGCAAAAAGCCUGAUUUGGAGGAGGAUUUCCCUAGCAAAGGUGAGGUAACUAGAGAAGUAGAACUCUAUGAGAUGGAGGAUCUACUUGAAGGCGCACCUAAUAAAGAAUGA
Molecule: messenger RNA, 1020 nt
Organism: Camellia sinensis
Lineage: Eukaryota; Viridiplantae; Streptophyta; Magnoliopsida; Ericales; Theaceae
Source: RefSeq, a predicted model, not a curated record